This is a messenger RNA of Conger conger (European conger), 1041 nucleotides long. RefSeq names its product acyl carrier protein, mitochondrial-like. The transcript has 5 exons. Gene Ontology annotation, molecular function: acyl binding; acyl carrier activity. Bases 47 to 517 code for a protein of 156 amino acids. Gene Ontology annotation, cellular component: mitochondrion. The record is from RefSeq and is a predicted model, not a curated record. Gene Ontology annotation, biological process: fatty acid biosynthetic process. Lineage: Eukaryota; Metazoa; Chordata; Actinopteri; Anguilliformes; Congridae.
AGUGUAUCUUUGCGUUGCAUUGUGGGAUUUGACUGAUUUUACAAUCAUGGCGUCUCUUGUCCUAGCCAAAUGUGUCCGCUUGCUAGCCAGACCCUCGCGGAGAGUUUGCUAUGGCAGUUUUGCAGUGAAAGCUGCAACGGCAUCACGACCCAACCAGCGUCCGCUGUCCAUCCUUUCGUGCAGCCAAAAAACACGACAGACCGGUCUUACAUGGGUGUCCAGUCCACUGAUUCAGCCCCUUAGACAGUAUGGGGACCUGCCUCCUCUUACUCUUGAAACAAUCAAGGAUCGAGUCCUUUAUGUGCUGAAGCUGUACGACAAGAUAAACCCUUCAAAACUUGAAGCCACAUCUCAUUUUCUGAAAGAUUUGGGGCUGGACAGUUUGGACCAGGUGGAGAUAAUUAUGGCCAUGGAAGAUGAAUUUGGGUUUGAGAUCCCAGAUGCAGAGGCUGAGAAGCUAAUGUCUCCUCAGGAGAUUGUACAUUAUAUUGCUGAUAAGAAGGAUGUGUAUGAAUAAAGGACAGUUCGCCUGUACUGCAGGUGGGUAAAUGUGCCGCCCACCGCACCCCACUUGGACCUACUGCAGAUGGAUCUGUAUUUAUGUUUUAUUUUAAAAAUUAUACAAACAUUUUUUGUUAUGGUUCUGCUGGAUUUUGAUUAGCACUUAAUGCAGUUGUCCCCACCUGGUGGUUGCAGGGUUUAAUUGCACCCUUGCCAGUGAAACGCACCUUGACCAAGAUUAUUUUUCUUUGCGCCGAAACGCACAACAUUAAUGUUAGACUGUGAUAAAGCAGCAUGUGCACAGAAACUGUAGUGUUAAUGAGAGGGGAUGCGAGUCUGCUGUAUGACAUAGCCUCUGGCUCUUCCCCUCUCCAUAGCAACUUGUAAUGGCUCAUCUUCUGUUGGAAUCUCCCUCACACCUCCCUGCACAUGUUUUUGUUGCCCUCUGAUCUUAAACGCACAGUACAGAAACUUCCUCGUAAACGUGAGCGUUCAUGUUUUAUUUUUGCGUUGCAAUAAAAUGAUAUUUCAGUGUGUGUA